AUGGAGGCAUACGUGGAUGACAUGCUGGUCAAGAGCCGAACUGCUCCAAAUCAUGUUGUUGACCUCCAGGAGACCUUCAACACUCUCCGUCAAUUUCAAAUGAAACUGAACCGAGCAAAGUGUGCUUUUGGAGUUACUACUGGUAAAUUCUUCGGGUUUAUGAUCUUGCGAAGAGGUAUCGAGAUAAAUCCUGAGAAGAUUAAGGCAAUUUUUGAGAUGACGUCGUCAAAAACUAUCAGAGAGCAAACUUCAUCCUGGAGUGCACCAUCUUUUAUGGGCAAAGCUCAAAGGCCGGAGAAGGUCCAAAAGGUGGAGAGUUCAAAAGUUGGAGAAAGCUCGAGGAGCGAGGAAGUGGAUGUAGAAUCUGACCUUGAAGAGCUAUGGACACUACAUGUCGAUGGCUCAUCAAAUGCAUCUGGAGCAGGGGCCGAGCUUAUCUUAACCGGUCCUGAAGGAGAUAUAGUGGGAUAUGCUCUGCGCUUCAACUUUUCGACUAUUAACAAUGAGGCAGAGUAUGAAGCUCUGAUUGCUGGCCUUAAAAUUAUAAGAGAAGCAAGGGCUCAACACCUAAAGGUCCCCAAAGCAGAAAAUGCCAAGGUAGAUGCACUAUCAAAGCUUGCAGCUUUACUGCCCAUCGACUUAGAAAAUGAGACCUACUUCGAGGUGUUAAAGACCUCGAGCCUCGAAGAGCCUCUUAUUGUCCAGCAAAUUGAUGAAAAAUCCUGUUAG
Molecule: messenger RNA, 729 nt
Organism: Elaeis guineensis (African oil palm)
Lineage: Eukaryota; Viridiplantae; Streptophyta; Magnoliopsida; Arecales; Arecaceae
Source: RefSeq, a predicted model, not a curated record